AUGGAGCGUACACUGGCGAGAAUAAUGUACAUCUACAUUAUAUUUACGCUUGUGAACGAAAUGUCGAUAGCAGUCCAAGCGAGGGACAAUAGUAAGAGGCGUACCAAAGAGAAAUCGGGCGGCUUUCAAAAGAAUAUAUGCGAUAUCACGGAUCGCGAUUCAAAAGUGCACUGCUAUUGUGAGAACACGCGGGAGCCCAGAAAUGCGACAAAGGCGGAAUGCUGGGUAUUCAACGGCGGCAUACCCCGCGACGACCUCAUCUGGCAAAGUUUCGCGACACAGCCAACUUUGCAAACUUUGUCUUUCAACGUCCGCGUCGAUGGUGCAUUGGGCUACGUGCCGACCAAAGCGCUUCAGUACUUACAGAGACUUAGAUCCAUAAACAUUAAGUAUGGCAACAUUGUUGAUAUUAGCACUUACGCGUUCGCCAACUUAACCAAUUUGAAGGAGGCAUCGCUAUCGCAAAACCAAGUUGAAAUUCUACAACAGUACGCGUUUGCGCAUUUACCCAAUUUAACAGUGGUAAACUUGGAGGAGAAUAUGAUUCUAGAAAUCGGAAGAGACUCCUUUUUUGAUGUCCCAAAAUUGCAGAAGCUAGUUUUGGGUAAAAAUAAUAUCUCAUCAAUAAGCAAUGGAGCAUUCCAGCAUGCUUUCAAUCUAUUGGAACUGGAACUCAAUAAAAAUAACAUAUUCCAUUUGAAUAGACAUACGUUUGAUGGAUUGGCAAACUUACGAAGAUUGGACCUCAGAAAAAACCGAAUAUACAAUUUGACUGAAUUCACGUUCGCCGAACUGUGGAACUUGCAGGAGCUUUUGUUGGGGAAGAACGAUUUAAAAUAUAUAUCAGAGAGAGCGUUUGAUGGGUUAUCCCAACUUCGAAAGUUGUCCCUCGAUGAUAAUAAACUGGGGUCGCUUCCCUCCGGUUUGUUCGAGGGCGUGAGGGGCCUCAGUUCCCUAGACCUGCGUUCGAACGAGCUUCACGUGCUAACUUUCGACAACAUCAAGCCCAUAUUGGAUAAUUUGAAGCCUUCAGGCAGCAAUUUACUCUUGGAAGAAAACAACUUCGUUUGUGACUGUAGACUGAAGUGGAUUCACUCAUUAAGAAACGAGACGAAGAGUCAGAACACGAAAGAUUCUUUGGAAGGUGUCACAUGCAAGAUGGACCCACCCAUUGUGAGCUCAGCUUACAACAAGAUACCAGAAGAAGCUACAAACACGAACCAAGACAAAUUUAAUAGUGGCAAUGGUAUAGAAAGUUUCACCAAAACUAAUACAACAGACAAGAAAUUAGAUGAAAACAGGGAAGAGCUUAACGAUAUAAGCGCAAAGAAAGGUAUCAAAAGAAAUGUACUAAAGAUACCACCAGAAACACUCCCUUGCCCUGUGGAAACUAAAAAGACAACUGAACUGCCCCAUUUCAUAGUCGAUCCAGUUAUCCCAAUACAAAAUGAAAUGAAGACUUUUAGGUUUCAAGAAAUGAAUGCAGCCGAAAAAACAUCAUCCGUUUUCAGCCUGGUAUUAUGGAGUUUCUGCUUUGUGUUCUUCUUCACUUAGGUGUUGUUAGGUUUACAAAUCUAGUCAUUAU
This is a messenger RNA of Pararge aegeria (speckled wood butterfly), 1585 nucleotides long. RefSeq names its product connectin (gene Con). Gene Ontology annotation, molecular function: protein binding. NCBI's taxonomy places the organism in Eukaryota, Metazoa, Arthropoda, Insecta, Lepidoptera, Nymphalidae. The record is from RefSeq and is a predicted model, not a curated record. The transcript is spliced from 2 exons. Bases 1 to 1554 code for a protein of 517 amino acids.